GGCAACGGCACCACGUUGACUUUCACCUUGGACGUGCAGACAGUGGGCGUCGGGGUCUUCCUGGCCGUCUUCAUCCUCUCAGCCAUCGUGGGGAACAUCCUCGUCAUCCUCUCCGUGGCUUGCAACCGGCACCUGCAGACGGUCACCAACUACUUCAUCGUCAACUUGGCCAUCGCUGACCUGCUGCUCAGCACCACCGUGCUGCCCUUCUCAGCCACCCUGGAGGUGCUGGGCUUCUGGGUGUUUGGGCGCAUCUUCUGCAACAUCUGGGCAGCGGUGGAUGUGCUGUGCUGCUCCGCCUCCAUCAUGAGCCUGUGCAUCAUCUCUGUGGACAGGUACAUCGGCGUCAAGUACUCCCUCAAGUAUCCCACAAUCAUGACCGAGAGGAAGGCAGGGGUCAUCCUCGUGGUGGUCUGGCUAUCCUCCAUGGUCAUCUCCAUUGGGCCACUGCUGGGAUGGAAGGAGCCACCACCACCAGAUGAGAGCAUCUGCAGCAUCACGGAGGAACCAGGCUAUGCCCUCUUCUCCUCCCUCUUCUCCUUCUACCUACCACUCAUGGUCAUCCUGGUGAUGUACUUCAGGAUCUACGUGGUGGCCAGGCGGACCACCCGGAGCUUGGAGGCAGGGGUCAAGAAGGAGAGGAAUAAAUCCAUGGAGGUGGUACUGCUGCGCAUCCACUGCCGCAGCGUGCUGGAGGAACCUCUCUCCAGCACCCGGAACAAGGGGCACAACUUCAGGAGCUCCCUCUCCGUGAGGCUUCUCAAGUUCUCCCGUGAGAAAAAAGCAGCCAAGACUCUCGCCAUCGUCGUGGGUGUUUUCAUCCUCUGCUGGUUCCCCUUCUUCUUUGUCCUGCCUUUUGGUAAGUGA
Antrostomus carolinensis (chuck-will's-widow) is the source of this 867-nucleotide messenger RNA. RefSeq names its product alpha-1D adrenergic receptor-like. Gene Ontology annotation, cellular component: plasma membrane. Gene Ontology annotation, biological process: adenylate cyclase-activating adrenergic receptor signaling pathway; phospholipase C-activating G protein-coupled receptor signaling pathway; positive regulation of MAPK cascade. The record is from RefSeq and is a predicted model, not a curated record. NCBI's taxonomy places the organism in Eukaryota, Metazoa, Chordata, Aves, Caprimulgiformes, Caprimulgidae. Gene Ontology annotation, molecular function: alpha1-adrenergic receptor activity.